This is a messenger RNA of Mucor velutinosus, 1257 nucleotides long. RefSeq lists its product as uncharacterized. The record is from RefSeq and is a predicted model, not a curated record. The transcript has a single exon. Lineage: Eukaryota; Fungi; Mucoromycota; Mucoromycetes; Mucorales; Mucoraceae. The coding region runs from base 1 to 1257 and encodes 418 amino acids.
AUGUCUAUUGUUACCAUGGCAACCAAAGUUAUGUCUCCGUCAAGUUAUUCUUUUGAACCUCGAUUAGGAGCCGGAAGAGAGUUCAAUACAUGUAGUCAACAAGCCAAUGGUCCAUAUCAUCGUGCCACUACCACCAGCACUGUGACAACAGCAGCACAUUUGAAAUCGACUUCAUCAUCCACAUGUAGCAGUGCAUUUGAUGAAGAUGAACAGGCCAAAAGAAACAAGCUUAUCCAAGCUGCAACCAACCGAUUGCGACAAAAACGUUUAGAAAUCAAGCUCCAAGCCAUGAUGGCACAAGUCGUUGAGAUGCAAUGCCAGUUGGAUAUCAUUAAAUUGGAAACAUCGACUUCACUGCAACUACUGCCCUCAUCCAACAUCUCGGAAACACAAUUGUCCCAUUUCGAAAAGAGACUUGCACAACAUAGAGCAGAUUUACAGCAUGUAUUUCAGUGUAGCAGCAAAAGAGAAGAGUCUGUUGCAACGAUGAAACCCAAAGAAACAAAGGCAUCAAGCACAAUUUCCUCACUGCUGUCCAAUAUCUUAUGCUCCAAAAGUAACAACAAUGGUGUGAUGAUGAGAAAGGAGCAACAGCCAGAUUCAGACUAUUCUAUUCUUGGCGGUUCAAUACAUCAUCAUCAGAAAAGAAGAAAGAGAAGACACUCCCAGCAACAUGGAUCUAUGCAAAAUAAUGUAGUCGGCAUAUCGUCGCCUACAACAAUAACCACAAGUGCUUCAUCUUCUGCAUCAUCUAUGAAAUUAAAUGGCGAUGAUGAUGGUAUUGGCCCUGGAUCCACUGAAACAACAUCCUCAGUAUGCUGGCCUUCCUUUGAUAUGAUGAGUGAUAAUAACAGCAUGUUAGUGCAACCAUUACAUCAAGAAGUGAUAACAAAUGCCAGAAAUAGACAUGAAAUACUAGUGUUACACUCGAUCCCUCCAUUCUCUAUUCAAGCCGCAUCAGAAUCAUCAAAAUCAGCCGUAGAUCGUAAUGCACUGGACGAUGUAUUAAGCUAUUUAAAUGACAUUGAGUUGAACACACAUGAUGAUAGACUUGUAAGGGAUAUAUAUGAAAUUUUGGAACAGGAAUAUACCUUCAGUAAGCUACCAACAGCCACCCAACGUACCAGUAUUCCAUUUCCGGCUUUCCACCUGCUGCAAAAACUGCUGGACAAAAGCAUGAAAUGGAUCAAGUUUGUCAUUGUCAUGAUAAUAGCCAUCCUUAUCAAUUUAAAGAAAGGGCCCAAAUCAUUUUUAUAA